Acanthosepion pharaonis is the source of this 1437-nucleotide messenger RNA. The record is from the annotation of a GenBank genome assembly. NCBI's taxonomy places the organism in Eukaryota, Metazoa, Mollusca, Cephalopoda, Sepiida, Sepiidae.
AUGUUGUUGAUUGGAGGUUCUUGUGAACAGCAGCAAGAAGGCAUGGAAGCCUUUCAGGAAUAUCAUCAGGUUGAACAUGCCAGGCCAUUUUGUAAAUACAGUGCAAGGCCAAGUAGCAUCCAGCGUAUUCCUGUUUUUGUAGAAAUAGCUGUUCGAAUGUCCAUUUAUGGUCGUCCUGGAGUCAGCUACUUGGAUUUUCCUGCCAACAUGCUCAACUCAAGUGUCUCUGAUGACUCCAUUAAUUGGAAAUCUCCAUGUCCAGAUCCUCCACUCAUAUGUGCAUUAACUGAGGACAUCAGGAAAGCUCUUGACCUACUGACUACUGCAGAGAAACCAUUGGUCAUUAUUGGCAAAGGAGCUGCAUAUGCCAGAGCUGAAACAGAAAUUUUCAUGUUCCUUACUUCAACUGGCUUUCCAUUUCUACCCACCCCAAUGGGAAAAGGUGUUGUCCCAGACAACCACCAACUGUGUGUGUCACCAGCUAGAUCAAAGGUUCUCAAAGAAUCAGAUGUGAUUCUGUUGCUUGGCGCUCGAUUAAACUGGAUACUCCAUUUUGGAUUACCUCCACGCUUUAACCCUAAUGUCAAAAUCAUUCAGGUGGACAUCUGCAUGGAAGAGUUAGGUACUAAUGUCCAACCAUCCGUGGCUUUGGCUGCUGACAUCAAAGUAGUUGUUAAUCAGCUAAAUACAGAACUGAAAAGACAUGCAGGAAAUUUCUUCUUUGAUCAAAACAGAAACUGGUGGAGUGAUAUUCAUGUUGCCAUAAAUAAGAAUAAAAGCCAAGUGAAGUUGCUGUGUGCAGAUCAAAGUUUGCCCAUGAAUUAUUAUUGUGCUUUUUCUCAGAUAUCAGGACUGCUUGAAGGCCAUGAUACAAUUGUGGUCAGUGAAGGUGCCAACACUAUGGACAUUGGACGGUCAAUGCUGCAAAGUUUGUUGCCACGACAGAGAUUGGAUGCAGGCUCAUUUGGAACAAUGGGUGUUGGCCCUGGUUUUGCUAUAGCAGCUGCUAUGAUAUGUAAAUCUGAUCCAGAGGUGAAACACAAACGUAUCAUUUGUGUGGAGGGAGACAGCGCCAUUGGAUUUUCAGCGAUGGAGCUUGAAACUGCUUGCAGAUAUCAACUUCCAAUCAUAUUUGUUGUUUUUAAUAACAAUGGCAUCUACAGUGGCCUUGAUGCAGAAAGUUGGAAUUCUAUUCCCGAGGCUGAGCUUGCCCUCGUAGCUCCUCCAACAGCCUUAGCUCCAAAUAUCCGUUAUGACAAAGUGAUGGAAGCAUUUGGGGGCAGAGGUUACCUAGUGAACACACCUGAAGAACUGCAUCAAACAUUUAAGGCAGCUCUGAAUGAUGACACUAAAUCCUCUUUAAUCAACAUUCUAAUUCAUCCAUUGGCAACAAGAAGGCCUCAGCAAUAUUCCUGGCUUACAUCUUCCAAGAUGUAA